GCCAGUACGAGACGUAGAAACCACUUAGGGGCGUUUCCAGGAAGAGAGUUGUUACAUUUUCCUGUAAUGGCGGACCAGACAGAGAGCGAGGCUAUCGGGUUCAGCGACAACAGAAUGGUGCAGCAGGCGGUGCGGUUUCGCAGCCCUGCGCCUGCACCCGCACCCGCCCAGACCCCAGUGUUAAGAGGCCCACCACCUCUCCUCAGGCCACCGCCACCCCCCUUCGGGAUGAUGAGGGGACCUCCGCCACGACCCCCAUUUGCACGUCCACCCUUUGACCCCAACAUGCCGCCCAUCCCACCCCCAGGAGGCAUGCCACCACCCAUCGGACCUCCACAUCUACAGAGACCUCCGUUCCUUCCGCCUCCCAUGGGGAACUUGCCGCCUCCUCCGGGGAUGCUGUUUCCUCCAGGGAUGCCCCCUGUUAUUGCAUCUGGAGCCCCGACAGAGGAAAUCUGGGUAGAGAACAAGACGUCUGAGGGAAAGGCAUAUUACUACAACGCCAGGACUAGAGAGUCAUCGUGGAGUAAACCAGAAGGUGUAAAAAUCAUCCAGCAGUCUGAACUGAACCCUCUUCUUGUAGCGGGGUCUGGUCCAAAUGUGGGGGUGACGGCAGCUGCUAGUUCAAGCAGUGUUAACACCACAGUCAGUAGCACAGCAGCCAUGCAGACUCAGGCCCUGUCCACGACCCCCUCCCGCACACUCGCCUCCAGUCCAGACUCCAGCACGCAUUCCCCCUCUGUGACUAUUUCAGCCCCUGUUGUAGCAGACCUACCCCCUGUCGCCACAGUGUCUUCAAGUGUAGCUGUGUCUCCAGUCACUGUGGUAACAGUUUCCACGAUGCCAUCACCUGUAACGGCGGUACAGACCAUGUCACUGCUUCCUGCAGGGCUGCCUCACAAUGUUGCCCAGCCCACUGCAGCACUUCCUGCCUUCCCCCCUGUGAUGGUGCCUCCUUUCAGAGUUCCGCUGCCGGGUAUGCACAUCCCUCUCCCAGGUGUAGCAAUGAUGCAGAUAGUAGGUGCCCCCUGUGUAAAGGCAGGCCCCGGCCCCAACGGCAUGCUUCCUGGCAUGGGCCCGCCUUUAGUUUCGAUGAUGCACCCACAGCUUUUAUCGGCCGCUCCUGCCUCAAUGGCUGGAUCAAUGCAGCUCCCCGAAUGGUCAGAGUACAAAACCGCUGACGGGAAAACUUACUACUACAACAACCGGACACUGGAGUCCACCUGGGAGAAACCACCCGCCCUGGUGGAGAAAGAAAAAGAAGCAGAAAGGAUCAAAGAGCGUCUGGCCCAAGAGGAAGCGGAGGCGAUGGAGAUGGAGGACGAGGAGAACAAAAUGGAAAACACUAAUAAUGAGAAACUGGAGCUUAAAGAAGAAGAGAUGACGGAGGAGGAAAAAGCAGCGCAGAAAGCAAGACCUGUAGCCACCAACCCCAUCCCCGGCACACCAUGGUGUGUGGUGUGGACAGGGGAUGAACGAGUGUUCUUCUACAACCCGACAACACGGCUGUCCAUGUGGGACCGGCCUGAUGAGCUGGUCGGCCGAGCUGACGUUGACAAGCACAUCCAGGAGCCGCCGCACAAGAGAGGCCUGGAGGACGUCAAGAAGACGGUCAUAGGUGUCAAUAAGGAGGAGCCAGAAUUAGCCAUUGCUACCGAAGAGAAUCAGGAUGAGGAGCCCACCAAAGCCAAGAAGAGGAAGAAGGAGGAGGUGAAAGAGGCGGACUCUGAGAAGGAAGCAGCAAUGGAGGCCGAGCUCAGAGCUGCCAGAGAACGAGCUAUCGUGCCAUUAGAGGCCCGGAUGACCCAGUUCAGAGAAAUGCUGCUGGAGAGAGGGGUGUCUGCAUUCUCCACUUGGGACAAAGAGCUUCACAAGAUUGUGUUUGACCCUCGCUACCUUCUGCUCAACCCAAAAGAGAGGAAACAGGUGUUUGAUCAGUAUGUGAAGACGCGAGCGGAGGAGGAGAGGAAGGAGAAGAAGAACAAGCUGAUGCAGGCCAAAGACGAGUUCAGGAGGAUGAUGGAGGAGGCAAAGUUCACACCAAGAACAACGUUUAGUGAAUUUGCAGUAAAGCACGGCCGAGACCCGCGAUUUAAGACCAUAGAGAAGAUGAAGGACAGGGAGGCCAUCUUCAUCGAGUUCAUCACUGCUCUGAGGAAAAGGGAGAAGGAGGACUCCAAGUCCAGAGGAGAGAAGGUGAAGCUAGACUUCUUCGAUCUCCUUAGUGAGCAGCACAUAGAGGGAGGCCAGCGGUGGAGCAAAUUAAAAGAGAGGCUCGAGACUGACCCACGAUACAAGGCUGUGGAGAGCUCCGCACUCCGAGAAGAACUUUUCAAACAGUACAUGGAAAAACAAGCCAAGUGUGUGGACAUCGAUAAGGAGCGAGAGUUGGAGCGGCAGGCUCGUAUCGAGGCCAGUCUCAGAGAGAGGGAGCGGGAGGUGCAGAAAGCUCGCUCAGAGCAGACCAAAGAGAUCGACCGAGAGAGGGAGCAGCACAAGAGGGAGGAGGCCAUCCAGCAUUUCAAAGCUCUCAUGUCUGAUAUGGUACGAUCUUCAGAUGCAACAUGGUCAGACACGCGUCGUAAUCUGCGGAAAGACCAUCGCUGGGAGUCGGCGUCACUGCUGGAGCGAGAGGAGAAGGAGAAGCUGUUUAACGAACACGUAGAAGCACUGGCCAAGAAAAAGAAAGAACAUUUCCGGCAGCUACUAGAUGAGACCAGCAUGGUGAGGAGUAAAAAGAUCACGCUGACAACCACAUGGAAGGAGGUGAAGAAGGUUAUCAAGGAGGACCCUCGCUGUAUUAAGUUCUCCUCCAGUGACAGAAAGAGACAGAGGGAGUUUGAAGACUACAUCAAAGACAAGUACAUCACAGCCAAAGCGGACUUCAGAACUCUGCUGAAGGAGACGAAGUUCAUCACAUACAGGUCGAGAAAGCUGAUCCAGGAGUCAGAGCAGCACCUUAAGGAUGUGGAGAAGGUUCUUCAAAAUGACAAGCGGUACCUCGUUCUGGAGUGUGUCCCCGAGGAGCGCAGGAAGCUCAUCAUGUUCUACAUCGAAGACCUGGACCGCCGUGGCCCGCCUCCUCCCCCAACUGCCUCUGAGCCCACCCGACGCUCUACCAAGUGACCAAUCACAUCAUCUUCUUGGCCGGUUCCUACUCCUCCUUGCCUUCCCUUUGGCCAGAGCAUGAUCUCCUAUGAACUCCCCCCUGAUCUCCCCGCCCAUCAGGCCCACGGCUGGCCUCACAGUGUUGUAUCUGGGGCUCAUGUCGCUUAGAGAUGUACCAUAGAGAUGAACGAUUAAGGUCUCUGUGUAAUGUCACCUCUUAGCCCUGAAAUAGCCCUGCAUUUAAGGCAGGAAACUGAAGUCACCUGAUAUGGAGGUGACCCGUUGAGCCCUCGUCUCUGACUGACAACAUUAGAGGGAGAGGAAUACUGAUAAGGCAGCUGCACGAGAGGUGUAAGCGGAUGUAAAGGAAAAUGAGUGUGAGUGAGAAUGAGUGUGUGUGUGUGUCUGUGUCUGUGUGGUGUGUGCAUGAAUGCGUGUGUGUGCAUGUGACUGAGGCGUCCGUAAGCCUUACUGCUCCACUUUGCCAGUCAUCGUUUCAGCGGCUCAGUGUGAAUGUUAGUUUCUGCUCAGUGGUUUACUCUGAUGUUACAGCAGUUUCUCUGUUGAAUGAAAUAAAGGCAACUUCCACUGUUUUUUCAA
Molecule: messenger RNA, 3708 nt
Organism: Eleginops maclovinus (Patagonian blennie)
Lineage: Eukaryota; Metazoa; Chordata; Actinopteri; Perciformes; Eleginopidae
Gene: tcerg1b
Product: transcription elongation regulator 1b (CA150)
Exons: 21
Coding region: 67-3126 (1019 amino acids)
Cellular component (GO): nucleus
Molecular function (GO): RNA polymerase binding; transcription coregulator activity
Source: RefSeq, a predicted model, not a curated record